UUAUGAUCAACGGUGGGUGCACUGCCCAUCCUCACCACCCCCCCUCAUGAGCCUUGGUUCUGAUGCAACCUAUGGUCAUGCAGGGAUGCCCCUACACCUUCCCACGAUGUCAUGAGUGGCCAGCCACUGACCAUUUCCAUCAUAGCAACAGCCUCCGAAGUACCUACCCCCAGCUUCAGGUUAGAGCUGCUGCCAUCUCCCCUGUACCUCCUCAGGAUGGUGCUGGGGUUUUCUGCCUAAGCACAAAGCUGGUCAAUGGGUCUGUUGGUACCUCUGGACCCCUGGAACUGUCAGCCAUGAAUCUGUGUUGGAAUGAAAUCAAGAAGAAGUCUCACAACCUCCGUGCUCGCCUAGAGGCCUUCUCAGACCACAGUGGAAAGCUUCAGCUCUCUCUCCAAGAGAUUAUUGACUGGCUCAGCCAAAAGGAUGAGGAAUUGUCAGCGCAGCUGCCCCUACAAGGGGAUGUGGCCCUGGUGCAACAGGAAAAGGAGACACAUGCGACAUUUAUGGAAGAUGUGAAGUCUCGGGGCCCCUAUAUCUACUCCGUGCUAGAGUCAGCUCAGGCCUUCCUGUCCCAGCACCCAUUUGAGGAAUUAGAGGAGCCUCGUUUGGAGAGCAAAGAUACCUCUCCCAGACAACGGAUCCAGAAUCUUAGCCGCUUUGUAUGGAAGCAGGCGACAGUGGCCAGUGAACUAUGGGAGAAGCUGACAGCCCGCUGUGUGGAUCAGCACCGCCACAUUGAGCACACUCUGGAGCAGCUGUUGGAGAUCCAAGGGGCAAUGGAGGAAUUAAGUACUACUCUGACUCAGGCUGAGGGAGUCCGAGCCACUUGGGAGCCCAUUGGGGAUCUCUUCAUUGAUUCACUCCCUGACCACAUCCAGGCUCUUAAGCUAUUCAAAGAAGAAUUCUCCCCCAUGAAAGAUGGAGUGAAGUUGGUGAAUGAUCUGGCCCAUCAACUUGCCAUUUCUGAUGUGCACUUGUCAAUGGAGAACUCCCGGGCCCUGGAGCAGAUCAACAUCCGGUGGAAACAGCUGCAGGUGUCAGUUGGCGAGAGGCUUAAGCAGCUGCAAGAUGCCCACAGGGACUUUGGGCCUGGGUCACAGCACUUCCUCUCCACCUCUGUCCAGGUUCCCUGGGAAAGAGCAAUUUCACCCAAUAGAGUUCCCUACUAUAUCAACCACCAGGCUCAGACCACAUGCUGGGACCAUCCCAAGAUGACCGAGUUAUACCAAACCCUGGCUGAUCUGAACAACAUUAAGUUCUCAGCUUACCGCACUGCCAUGAAGCUACGCAGAGUUCAAAAGGCACUACGCUUGGACCUGGUCACUUUAACCACAGCUUUGGAGAUCUUUAAUGAGCAUGAUCUUCAGGCCAGUGAGCAUGUGAUGGAUGUGGUGGAGGUCAUUCACUGCCUGACUGCCUUAUAUGAACGGCUGGAGGAGGAAAGAGGCAUCCUGGUCAACGUGCCACUCUGUGUGGACAUGAGCCUCAAUUGGCUCCUCAAUGUUUUUGAUAGUGGUCGCAGUGGAAAGAUGCGGGCAUUGUCCUUUAAGACUGGCAUUGCAUGCCUGUGUGGCACAGAAGUGAAGGAAAAACUGGAGUACCUCUUCAGCCAAGUAGCCAACUCAGGCAGCCAGUGUGACCAACGCCACCUUGGUGUCCUGCUUCAUGAGGCCAUUCAGGUGCCCCGUCAGCUGGGGGAAGUGGCAGCGUUUGGGGGCAGCAAUGUGGAGCCCAGUGUCCGUAGCUGCUUCCGUUUUAGCACUGGGAAGCCAGUCAUUGAAGCUUCACAGUUCUUGGAAUGGGUCAACUUAGAGCCCCAAUCCAUGGUGUGGCUGGCUGUUCUGCAUCGGGUCACCAUUGCUGAGCAAGUGAAGCAUCAGACCAAGUGCUCUAUCUGUAGGCAGUGCCCCAUCAAGGGCUUCAGGUACCGGAGUCUGAAACAAUUUAACGUGGACAUCUGCCAGACCUGCUUCUUGACAGGCAAGGCCAGCAAAGGCAACAAGCUGCACUACCCCAUCAUGGAGUAUUACACCCCGACCACAUCCAGUGAGAAUAUGAGAGACUUUGCCACAACCUUAAAGAACAAAUUCCGCUCAAAGCAUUAUUUCAGCAAACACCCUCAGCGAGGUUAUCUGCCUGUGCAAUCAGUGCUGGAGGCCGAGUACAGUGACACGCCGGCUUCUUCCCCAAGGUUGCCACAUGCUGACACACACUCCCGCAUUGAGCAUUUCGCCAGCAGGCUUGCUGAGAUGGAAAAUCAAAAUUGCUCCUUCUUUAAUGACAGCCUGUCCCCAGAUGACAGCAUAGACGAGGAUCAGUACCUGUUGCGGCACUCCAGCCCCAUUACAGACCGGGAGACAGGCUUCGGACAGCAGGUUCCAUGCAGCAUGGCCACAGAAAGCAAGGGGGAGCUAGAGAAGGUCCUGGCCCACUUAGAGGAUGAGAACCGGAUUCUCCAGGGAGAGCUGAGGCGCCUGAAGUGGCAGCAUGAGGAGGCUGCUGAGGCACCCACCCUGGCUGAGGGCUCUGCUGAGGUGGCACAGGACCACCGCAAUGAGGAGCUUCUGGCUGAGGCACGGAUCCUUCGGCAGCACAAGAGCCGCCUGGAGACACGUAUGCAGAUCCUUGAAGACCACAACAAGCAGCUAGAGUCCCAGCUGCAGCGCUUAAGGGAACUGCUCCUGCAGCCACCCAAUGAAUCAAAUGGCAAUGGCUCUGCAGGCUCGUCCCUAGCUUCCUCUCCACAGCAGUCAGAAGGCAGUCACCCCCAGGAGAAGGGACAGACUACUCCAGACACUGAGGCUGCAGAUGAUGUGGGGUCAAAGAGCCAAAAUGUCAGCCUGUGCUUGGAGGACAUUAUGGAGAAGCUUCGCCAUGCCUUCCCCAGUGUGCGAAGCUCUGAUGUGACUGCCAACACACUGCUGGCCUCUUGAUGGAGCCAUAUCCCCAUGCUAUAGUGCAUAGUUCUCUCCUAGUUCUGUCAAAGCCUUUCCUCAGCCUUCACCCAAUCUUUCCAGUCCCCACUGGCCCCACAUUUCUCAGCCAGAGUUAUUUGGGCUCUAGGCAGCAGCAGAGAUCUGGUGGUAUGUGAGGUGGGUGUGUGCGGGAAAGGAAUGAUUCCUAUGACUCCAAAAAUGUGCCCUUUAAUCUUCAAGUCUGAGACUGGUCCCUUAAGUACAUUUCUAUUGCAGCCCAGGCAAAUAGCACUUGGAGGCCACUCAGAUGGGGAGCAAAGAAGCUGCCUUGCAGAGCUAAGUAAUGCUUGCUGUUUCCUUUUCUUCUCCAUGGAAUUAUGGAGAUAGGGAAGCCUAAUGACCCCAGGGUUCCAACAUUAUGAAUCCAUAGUAGUUAGCCCUAUUUUCUGGCCCAACUCAGAAAGGUAAAAGGGUAUCCCUGAUACAACCCCUCUCCAUCAAAGUGCUCCUGAAAAAAAUCUGGGGGCAGCAUGUGUCAUAUUACUUCAGCUCAAGGGCAUACCUCUAGCCAUCCUGAUGCUACCUAGAUGUUGUUUCCUCCUCACAUCUUCAGUUCCUCUGCAUCAGACCUCUACUGGCAGACCUUUCUCAUGGGGAAGGGAACAGUUCAUUGUAGCUCCUAUUUCCACCUUACAUUUGGAAACAUUAAAGAAAUAUUUAUGGGCUCAGAUUCCACCCCCACCCCCCAUCCUCCUCUUUCCUGAAGGCCUCAGCAUCAUGAGAGACCAGCUGAGUUGCUUUGAAAAUCCAGGUGAAGCCACCCUUGGCUCUUCUGAAUCUACUCUCACAACCCUGGGGGAGGGGAAGCAACUUACUCAGCAAGGGGGUCUUGCUCUCCUCGGGUGAGAAGAGGAAGCCACCAACUAGCCUGGAAGAGUGUGACUGCCCAACAACAUUUCUUCUUUUAGGCUGAAUUGGAUGAGGUAGCUGAUUGUCCCCAGCUAAUCCUAAGGCAGAUGCAAUGGGCCACCCUGAAUAGUGGCCUGUUCCUAGGAGCCACUGACCAUUUUCCAUCCAGGCAACAGCCUGGCCUUCCUUUGCAUAAAACUAUUCUCUCCAGAAGGUGAACCCAAACCUCAAACUGAACUAACUCUUACUAGGCAAUGUAUACCACGAUCCCUUUAUCCAGAAACUAUUCAGGGUAGAUAGUGGGGGAGGGGGAAGUGACCUUGGGAACUUUGAACAGUCAGAGCCCACUGAGGCAGCUUUCUUUCAAAAGGAGCUUUAUAACCUAGAGCCCUAAAAUUGACUUCAUUUGCCUAAAUUUAUAUACAUACAUAUCUAUCCUACAUAUCGACUGUAUAUCAGUACUCCUCUGGCCUCACUCACACAUUAAAUUCUAAUACCUCUUGAAGUAUUAAUGUUCUGCCUUGCUUUUUGUUAGCCCAAGCCUCUGGUUAAACAGAUAGAUAUAUCCUGGCUGCUCCCCUAGGAUGUCUCUCUAUUCAUGUUUGGGGUGAGCUGUCUUUAAUACCAAAGCAACAGAAGCCUGUGGCCAUAGAGGAAUCUAACAGGAAGAGUCACUCUCUUUACUCAGUGCAAAUCUUGUUCUCUUGAGACCUGGGCCUUGGAUGAAUUUUCCAGGGAUCCUCUAAAUGAUGCUUCAGGUACCAAAAUAGAGCAAAUCUAAGCUUUACCUACCCCAUGCAGAAAAGAAGUCAAAUAGGCUUUUAGUAGCCUUUGUAAAAGGCUAAGACACAGAAUACAUUAUCUAGCCCCUUCCAGUUCUUAAGUCUAGCUCAGGUCCAUGAAGAAAGCUGUGGUUGCCACUGAGGUCAGGAGGGUAUGAGAUGCUUGGGGUGCUGUGUUAUAAUCAAGCAGUGUGCCAGUGGAUACAGCUUCUGGGAAGCUAGAUUUAUCUGCUGCAUAGGAGGGAAGGCAGCAGCUUGGAUCCAAAAGCCUAGGAUUGCCUCUUUCUAGAAUCACCGCAGGGCAUUAAGCCAGAGGCCCACAGUGUCAGACCUCAUCACAGCAUCUACCUUAUUGCUGAAGAGGUCUCUGGGCAGAAGGACUUAGGUAUCCAGAUAUAUGAUGAGCAGGUGGUAGGUGGGCAUUAAACACGGAGCCUAGGAAUCUGUCCACGAGUGGGGGGAAGCUAUAUUUGUAGUGGCCUAGAUAGUGGGCAGGAAUGGGAUAGAAGAAAUUUGCUAUAAAACAGAAAGCUCGGGUCUUUGAGGUUUUAUGGCUGCCUAAGCCUUAGGAGGUCAGAUGUUAUAAAACAAUCUUUUACCAGGGAAAUCCUGGAAGAUCCUUCUGUAACCCUCACUCCACUCAAGAGAUCCAGGGCUGCUGAGGGCCUGUGGCAACUGCAGUGGGCCAGGCAUAGUAGAGAAGAUGUAGAUUUUGUUAUGUAGGAUUUGUGCUGUUAGGUGGACUGAAGCAACAGGUGAAGUGUUGAAUUCUCACUAACAGGGUUACUGACACUUUGUGGUCCUGUUUUUACCUUAAUGUCCGAGGUAAGUACAGGCAUACCUCCUUUUAUUGCACUUUGUUUUGUUGAGCUUCACAGACGUUGCAUUGUUUUUACAAUUGAACACAAGACCCUCUAUCAGCAAAAAGAUUACAACUCACUUUAUUGUGAGGCUCACUUUAUUGUGGUAGUCUAGAACUGAACCCAAAAUAUCUCCAAGGCAUGCCUGUUUAUCUCUCAAAGCUUCAGUGACGGUCACUACCUCAUGUGCAGGCAGUUUUCCUGUAGUGAGGUAAAUGGAUCCUUGGGCACUGUGAAUCCAUAUUAAGGUGACAUUUACUGAGAUGUGGUGUAUGUCAUUAAGCAUCUGUCAUGUAUGUGUUUCCUGGAGGUAUCGUGUGUGAUGUUGCAUAGUUUAUGGCCCUCAACUGAAAGUGUGGUGAAGGGAGUUGCUGGGUAGGCAGCCUGAGGAAAACGUCUGACUUGAAGAGUUAGCAUCUGUGAUAAGAAACGUGUUUGCUGAGGUUGUUGUCAAAUAGUAUCAAUAAACAGGAUUGAUAGGCCAUUUAUUCUCAACGGAAUCUGAUAUAGGCCAAAAAGCCAUUUUGAGGGUACCUCUGCUUGUAGUGAAAGCAUAGUGGGGUCAUGUUGACUGGAAAAUUGUUAGGGAAGUCUGACUGGCUGGAGGACAUAUGGCUAUUUGUUGUAUGGAACCUUAGGGAGGGCCCUACCCAGGAAGACAUGUGCCCUUCCCUCCAGAAUGGAAAGGCUGAAAUCAAGGCUUUCAAAUACCCAUUUCCUUCAAGGCCCAAAGUUUGGAAAUAUUUUAUUGUCAGAAACCUGUUUGAGUUUAUCUGUUCCAGGAACUGGGCUGUUAGGUUACAGUAAUAAGAAAUCCUGAGGACAGGCAAAGGCCAAUUCUGGGAGAUGGUUUGCCUCCAGAUUCAUUUUAAGGAAUACUCAUACUGUCUGAGGUGGUGUGUUCAGGCUAGGGUGUUCCUUCAAUAUACAUUCUCAAUGGUAGACUUGUGGCCUCUGAAACCAUUUCAGGCCAAGAAUUUCAUCAAAGUUUCUUUGACAUAGGUGACAAAUAACCAAGGAAGUAGCUGCCUUAAGAUAAACAGUCCUGGAGGAGAAAACUAGAGGCCUUGCCCUAGAGCUGUGGAGACUUAGUUGCUCAGCAGGGCACCUCUAUCUCUGGGACUCCCUGCCAAAUCUGGCCCUACAAACAAAGGAAUAUUUCAGUUCCUUCUUAUUCUUUUAACACCCAUGGCUGUGGGAGAGGGAAAGGCUCAAGGCCAGGGCUCAGCUCCCAGCCUCCAUCUCCUCCCACAGCUGCUGCAUUUGGCGGAGGGACCUGCUGAAUGUCCUUGUUGUCCCCAGGGCAGUAUUGAGGCUGGACUGAAGCCUGCUAUGCUGCUUGCUGGCUGCAAGAACUGGUCACGAGGAUGGGAGUUGGGGAAGAGAUUCAGGGGAGAUGACAAGGGUGACACAUAAGUCUGGAAAUGUUUGAGACAAAGAGGCAGGGCUGGGAAAAAAUUAGUUAACUUUGAUUGCCACUCACUGUGGUGCUUUUCUCCUUUCCCUUGAAAUCUUCUUUGAAAAGAAUAAAUUUGUAUUUGUUU
Messenger RNA from Myotis davidii, 7013 nucleotides. RefSeq names its product dystrophin related protein 2 (gene DRP2). Bases 63 to 2936 code for a protein of 957 amino acids. Gene Ontology annotation, cellular component: plasma membrane. Lineage: Eukaryota; Metazoa; Chordata; Mammalia; Chiroptera; Vespertilionidae. The transcript has 22 exons. Gene Ontology annotation, biological process: synaptic signaling. Gene Ontology annotation, molecular function: zinc ion binding; protein binding. The record is from RefSeq and is a predicted model, not a curated record.